GUCUCUUAGCCGGGUCGUCCCGGCUGGCGUGUAUUGUUAGGCCUAAAGUGUUAGCGGCACAGAUGACAAACAUUGCGCAUUCGGGAGUCUUUCCAUGAUGCACUUAAUCCAUGCGUGAUUCUUAACUUUCGGCAUAACGAAAGCGUUAUCCAACCAGAAGCGGCCGGCUGCUUGCUCUCCCCGCGCGCCGCGGCAGGUGUCCUCCACGCCCCGACCUCCCCUGUGCCCAAGGCUUUUUGGGCUCGGGUUCCAGGCGAAGCCACCCUAGAUCCGACAUUCUACAGUGACUUCUUUUUACCUUUCAGAUAACACCCAAGGCUUCUAGCUGUUUCAUUCAGACGUUUUCACCAACGCAACUACAUUAUUUCCAACAUCCUUUUCCAGGUUCCAUGAUAAGAAUAUACUAGCGGCGAAAGAACACCGAAUUGGGAGUCAGAAAGCCUGGGUUCUAGUCCUGACUGCCAUUAACUAGCGGUAUGACAUAGGAGAAGGCUUUUUGACCUCUCUGGACUCCAUUUUCCUUUUCUUUAAAAUGAGGGGCUUGGAAUAAGUAGCAAGUAAGGUUCCUUCCAGUUUGGGUAUUUGGUUUAUUGACCCCCCCAAUGUGUUUUUCGAAUCCCUGCGUCAGUGAAAUAGCUGUGCUUUGGUUAAUCUCCGGGUAGGACCUUUCCUCCCAUUAUAUUAAUCUGUGUCCUUGUUAAAUCUGGUUUUAGACUCAUUAAAAAAAUUUUUUUUGCCUGAGCAAUUCUGUGCUUCCUGAGCACUCUUUACUUCUUAGUUCAGGGAAAUGUACCUAAAUAAGAUUUUUUACACGUGCCAUUCUUGAGGUGUUUAAGAAUCAUUAUAUUGGAACAUUUUAAAGACAGUGAACCCCAAAGGAAGGGACUCUUGCUUAUUAAACUUUGACUCAACAACCUCAAAUGCAGUGCCUGGAAGAUGGUGCUCAUGAAAUGUCUGCUGAGGAGAAAACUAGUACUUCUUAUGUUAUUUUAGUUGCUCCUUCCCUUAAACACUGAAAAGCAAAGAUGUAGAAAUACAGUCUUGUGAUCAGAAGAAAUAGAAGACUCCAGGAGGAAGAGACUAUACUACUGAGUUCUGAGCUAUACUGUUGAGGAGAAAGAUGAACCAGAAGAUACUUAAGUUGGAGAACUUGCUACGAUUUCACACUAUUUGUAGGCAGCUGCACAGCCUGUAUCAAAGAAGAAUGUUGGCACAGUGGAGGCACGUGUUUUCAUCUGCUUACCCGGUGUGGCCAGCUCAGCUGUAUGCCCAGCCCUGGCAAACAGAUGCGCUCAUCAGAGCCGCUUUAUCUCAACAUAGGCUUCUGGUGACAAAGAAGGAAAAAAAAUCGCAGAAAUCUCAGUUAUCUUCAACAAAAUCUAAAAAGGAGGUGGAGGUAUGGAUUGGAAUGACUGUUGAGGAGCUGGCCAGAGCAAUGGAAAAAGACAUAGAUUGUGUAUAUGAAUCUUUAUUGAACACUGCUAUUGACAUAGAUUCACUAGAAGCACACUCACAUUUAGAUGAAGUCUGGAUCAAAGAAGUGAUAAAGAAGUCAGGGAUGAAGUUAAAAUGGAGCAAAUUAAAACAGGACAAAGUCAGAGAAAAUAAAGAUGCUGUAAAAAGGCCCCAGGCAGAUCCAGCUUUAUUAAUCCCAAGGUCCCCAGUUGUUACUAUAAUGGGCCAUGUUGAUCAUGGAAAAACGACGUUGCUUGACAAACUGCGAAAAACUCAAGUGGCAGCAAUGGAAGCUGGAGGCAUCACUCAGCACAUUGGUGCCUUUCUUGUUUCUCUGCCUUCUGGGGAAAAGAUAACCUUUCUUGAUACUCCAGGACAUGCUGCCUUCUCAGCAAUGAGAGCCAGAGGUGCUCACAUCACUGACAUUAUCAUAUUGGUUGUAGCUGCAGAUGAUGGAGUGAUGAAACAAACUGUAGAAUCCAUUCAGCAUGCCAAAGAUGCUCAAGUUCCUGUUGUCCUUGCCAUAAACAAAUGUGACAAAGCUGAGGCUGAUCCUGAGAGAGUGAAAAAAGAACUGCUAGCUUAUGAUGUGGUAUGUGAGGAUUAUGGAGGCGACAUUCAAGCAGUGCAUGUUUCUGCACUCACGGGCGAUAACCUGAUGGCUUUGGUAGAGGCAACAAUUGCUCUUGCAGAAAUGUUAGAAUUGAAAGCAGACCCUACUGGUCCAGUUGAAGGAACAGUAAUAGAAUCUUUCACAGACAAAGGAAGAGGUCCUGUUACUACAGCUAUAAUUCAAAGAGGAACUUUGAGAAAAGGCUCCAUUCUGGUUGCUGGAAAGAGUUGGGCAAAAGUACGCUUAAUGUUUGAUGAAAAUGACAAAGCAAUCAAUGAGGCCUGUCCCAGCAUGCCAGUGGGAAUUAUAGGCUGGAGAGACCUCCCUUCUGCAGGAGAUGAAAUUCUUGAAGUAGAAUCUGAGCCAAGGGCACGUGAAGUUGUUCACUGGAGGAAGUAUGAGCAAGAACAGGAGAAAAAUAAAGAGGAUCUGGAAUUAAUAGAAGAAAAGCGAAAGGAACACCAAGAAGCACAUCGGAAAGCCCGCGAGAAGUAUGGCACUUUGCCCUGGAAGGAGAGGUCAUUUAUAAAGUACAAAAUAAAAAAACAGCAGCAACCCUUAAAGCCAAAAGAAAAAGCAGGAGGAGAUUCAAAUGUACUUCCUAUAAUUAUUAAAGGUGAUGUUGACGGUUCCGUUGAGGCCAUUUUGAACAUUAUGGAUACCUAUGAUGCUUCACAUGAGUGUGAACUAGAGUUAGUACAUUUUGGUGUGGGUGAUAUUAGUGAAAAUGAUGUUAACCUUGCUGAAACAUUUCAUGGUGUUAUAUACGGCUUCAAUGUGAAUGCAGGCAAUGUUAUCCAGCAGUCGGCUGCAAAAAAAGGAGUAAAAAUUAAACUUCACAAAAUCAUUUACCGUCUUAUUGAAGAUUUGCAGGAGGAACUGAGCAGUAGAUUGCCCUGCAUUGUGGAAGAGCACACAAUAGGUGAGGCUUCUAUACUAGCUACCUUCUCUAUAACAGAAGGGAAGAAAAAAGUUCCUGUGGCCGGCUGCAGAGUCCAAAAGGGACAGUUAGAAAAGCAAAAAAAAUUUAAAUUAAUACGUAAUGGACAUGUUAUUUGGAAUGGCUCAUUAAUCUCACUGAAACACCAUAAAGAUGAUAUUUCAGUCAUCAAAACUGGAAUGGAUUGUGGUCUUAGUUUGGAUGAAGAGAAGAUAGAAUUUAAAGUGGGAGAUGAUAUUGUCUGUUAUGAAGAAAAAGAAGUUCUAGCCAAGACUUCUUGGGAUCCAGGAUUUUAAAAUUAUGUUAAAGAUAUAAAUUAUUAAAUGUUUUGCUUUAUUACAGA
Molecule: messenger RNA, 3351 nt
Organism: Balaenoptera ricei (Rice's whale)
Lineage: Eukaryota; Metazoa; Chordata; Mammalia; Artiodactyla; Balaenopteridae
Gene: MTIF2
Product: mitochondrial translational initiation factor 2
Exons: 14
Coding region: 1121-3304 (727 amino acids)
Biological process (GO): translational initiation
Molecular function (GO): translation initiation factor activity; GTPase activity; GTP binding
Source: RefSeq, a predicted model, not a curated record